Molecule: messenger RNA, 768 nt
Organism: Penicillium paradoxum
Lineage: Eukaryota; Fungi; Ascomycota; Eurotiomycetes; Eurotiales; Aspergillaceae
Exons: 1
Coding region: 1-768 (255 amino acids)
Source: RefSeq, a predicted model, not a curated record
AUGCGGGCUUCCCGGUGGAUCUGGAUUGCAGCCACAUUCCUCACAACGGUACACUCAACACAGACGGCAACCUUCACCGCUGCCGAAGACGCCGCAGCCAACAAGCGAGCCUUCGAAAUCCUCCGAAUUCUCAAACGAGCAGAUAACAACUGUCCAGCCGGCUACAACCCAUGCAGCGAGCUGGGCAACGCAAACGCAUGCUGUAAGCAGGGCACAAACUGCUCGCGCGAUGCAGCCAACAACAUCGCCUGCUGCGCUAUCGGCGCCAGCUGUACGGGUAGCUUGACAGAGGCCAGGACGACGGGUACAGGGUUCAGCUUCAUGUUUCCCAAUGGCGCGACCGCCACCGCCACCACCGAGUACGCAGCUCCACACGUCACCGGGUCGACAGUAGACGGUGCCUAUCCGUUUGUUGUCGUGCCGACGACUUUCCACAACCCCGAGAUCUGCUCGUCAUACUACUCGAUGUGUCAGUCUGAUUACUCGCAGUGCACCGGCGCGCUGUUGGGUCGCUACGGAGUUACUAUUGCCGCCGAGGGCGGGGGCAAGACCAUUCAGGCUGUCACGGCGCCGUCGCAGGCCACCUCCAUUUGUUCAAGCUUGAGUGAGCAUGCUUGCCAUGGUUUGAACUUGGGCUACUGUGGUCAUGUUGCAACACAGACUGACAGUGCGGAUGUCAAUGGAAAUUAUGCCUCGCCUGUACGGGCGUCGAGUCUUCAUGACCUGGCCCUCGGACUGGUGGUUGGAAUUGCGGGAAUGUUUAUAUGA